AUGUUAACUUUCACUGUGCUUAUAUUUUGCUUCUUAUGGUUUGUGACUCUGUUCAAUCCCUUAGUUGGAUCCUCAGAACGCCUUUUUGCUGGUGAUUUUCGUGCACCAGAUCCACCUGAUUCAAUCAUUGCUGAAUAUCAAGCUUCAUAUGUACAACACAAAUGGGAUGCAACAGGUAUUUCACAUAUUGUAAGUGGAAUGAUAUAUGCUAGUCCUUCUGUGGGAAGUCUUCGAAUGGAUCUGACAUAUGGAGGUAUUAUUGCAAGUUCACUUUUUGAUUAUGCUAAUGGAAAUAGUGAUGGUACAGUUCCAAACUAUGUUUAUACAAUGUUACCAUCAACUGCUACGUUAGGAACAUGUACAUUUUAUAAUGUUACACCAGCUUAUCCUUUAUUUCCAUCAAAUAUUCUCACUGCAUCUGGUGCUACUUUUGCUGGUCUUGUUCAUGAUAAUCUUUUCUAUGCUGAUCAAGGACCAUUACAAGCAUGGGAUAUUUUAUUUGGUGGAACAGUUAGUGUUACAGUUUUUCUUGAUAACAAUAAUAUGUUAGUAAGAAUAGAUUUUUCAUCACCAACACGUAGUACGUUUACAACAACGCGUCUAUUCAAUAUUAUUCCUGGUUCACCAGCUAAAACUCUUUUCUCAAAUCCAUGUCCGACAGGAUCACCAACUUCAACUCCAAUUUCUUCUGGUGGAAGUCGAACUGUAUAA
Messenger RNA from Rotaria sordida, 711 nucleotides. The record is from the annotation of a GenBank genome assembly. Lineage: Eukaryota; Metazoa; Rotifera; Eurotatoria; Philodinida; Philodinidae.